CGCAGCCGGUGCGGCGGCCCAGGGGGGACGGGGGAGGAGGCAAGGGAUGAGCACCGGGCAGGCGUCGGGGGUCCUGAGCCGCACUAGGACGCCCCUGAAGCCGGAACCCGGAGCCGGAGCCGGAGCCCGAGCCCAAGCACCGGUACCGGCUGCAGCCCCGAACUCCAGGAGGAGGCCCGGCCCCGGCCCGCGCUCGCCCCCCAGGGCCUCAUGUCGGAACCACAGCCUGACCUGGAGCCGCCCCAGCAUGGGCUGUACAUGCUCUUCCUGCUUGUGCUGGUCUUCUUCCUCAUGGGCCUCGUGGGCUUCAUGAUCUGCCAUGUGCUCAAAAAGAAGGGGUACCGCUGCCGAACCUCCAGGGGCUCCGAACCCGACGACGCCCAGCUGCAACCCCCUGAGGACGAUGACAUGAAUGAGGACACAGUAGAAAGGAUCGUUCGCUGCAUCAUCCAAAAUGAAGCCAAUGCUGAGGCCUUGAAGGAGAUGCUGGGAGACAGUGAAGGAGAAGGGACAGUGCAGCUGUCCAGCGUGGAUGCCACCUCCAGCCUGCAGGAUGGCGCCCCCUCUCACCACCACACUGUGCACCUGGGCUCCGCGGCCCCCUGUAUCCACUGCAGCCGCAACAAGAGGCCGCCUCUCGUCCGUCAGGGCCGCUCCAAGGAAGGAAAGGGCCGGCCCAGGCCUGGGGAGACCACCGUGUUCUCUGUGGGCAGAUUCCGGGUGACGCACAUCGAGAAGCGCUAUGGACUGCAUGAGCAUCGAGAUGGCUCCCCCACAGACAGGAGCUGGGGAUCCAGUGGGGGGCAGGAUCCUGGGGGAGGCCUGGGGCCCGGGGGAGGGCAGCCCCAGGUCGGAACUCCUGCCAUUGAGAGCCUACCCCCAGAGAGGCCACAGCUCCUUAUUCCUGCCAGCUCCCCAGUGCAGAAUGGGGGGCCCAGGGACGGCAACCUAGUCCCUUGUGUAAAUGAAGGGAACCCUGGAGGCCCUGCAGAGCCGGCCCUGGGAGCCAGAGGGAGGGAACCAAGCCCAAGGCCAGCCAGUCAGGAGGCAAGUAGACAACAGAACAAUUUGGACACCUCAGAUCACCAGGUUUCCCCACCUCGGGGAGCAGGUGAUGUGUGAGCCUCAUUCUUCAUUGCGCUGAAUGACAGACUACCAGGCAGCAGGGCAGGGGAGGGUAGGCAUGAAGCCCCUCCUCUCCAUGGACAGCACUGACCCAGUUGAAGGACAAGCCCUACGCCCACCUGGAGGUGCAUGGUCUCAGGCUGGGGGACCUCUGAAGAAGUCCUCCCUGACCUUCAUCUUCUCAUCCUCCACCUGCCCACAGACUGUCUGACCUGCCUUCCUGUCACUCCAUAUGCUAGAGGGUGGCAGCUGAGAACGGGCCCCUGCCAUAGGUGGGCUCCUAAAGCAAUAGCACCCUAGGCUCCCCACCCUCUUGGCACAAAAGGCCCAGGCCCUGGCUUAGGCUUUGUGCCCUUUAUUCACUAUCAAUAAAUCUGUUCAGACCAUUACAGCUA
Suncus etruscus (white-toothed pygmy shrew) is the source of this 1520-nucleotide messenger RNA. RefSeq names its product RELT like 2 (gene RELL2). Bases 211 to 1122 code for a protein of 303 amino acids. NCBI's taxonomy places the organism in Eukaryota, Metazoa, Chordata, Mammalia, Eulipotyphla, Soricidae. Gene Ontology annotation, biological process: positive regulation of p38MAPK cascade; positive regulation of cell-substrate adhesion. The record is from RefSeq and is a predicted model, not a curated record. The transcript is spliced from 8 exons.